Messenger RNA from Linderina pennispora, 1374 nucleotides. RefSeq lists its product as uncharacterized. The record is from RefSeq and is a predicted model, not a curated record. Lineage: Eukaryota; Fungi; Kickxellomycota; Kickxellomycetes; Kickxellales; Kickxellaceae. The transcript has a single exon. Bases 265 to 1164 code for a protein of 299 amino acids.
GACCCGUGCAACAGCCGCCGCGAGCUGCCAAUCGCAUAGUGCGCGCAAUGCAGCCGCGAGGACUCCGAGUCGCCAAAGCUCAGUGGCCGCGCUGCGUGCAAGGAGCGAGCCGAGAACCGCGAGCUAUGCGGCGAUAUCGAGCUGCCCGGCGCGUAUGCACGUGCAUCGCUGGCCGAGCACCGCGGCGGGCGGUGGCCAUGCAGGGCCUCGUGAGCCAAUGCCACCGGGUGCAAUGGCGGACGGGCAAAGCCGGGCUGGGGAGCGAUGACGUCGCGCAGGUUCUGGCGCUCGCGCGUCAGCACCACCGCUACCAGGACAGCGGUGGCGCCCAGGAACAGCACACACAGCACCACCCACGCAUUCAGCGUCACCCACACCCACCGCAGGGCUGUCGGGUUGCUGCGCGCAAACCAGCACAUGUUGAGGUCCGUGUCGCGUGUCGCCGUCCCCAUCAGCGCCGGCAGCAGGCUCAGCACAAACGAUGCAGCGCCGGUUGCUGCCGAAAACACCAGAUCUGUCCGCCUCGCAUGCCGCAUGGGCACCGGCGCCAGACUGCGCAGGCGCAACGCCGACCGCGCAGCAAAGGACGGUCAGGAAGAACACGUAGAACAGCUGGAUCCACUGGUAGAAAAACAGCGUUGCACUGCACUGACUAAAGGUCGUGUUCAGAAUCCACAGUAUGUGCAAAAGACAGUCGACGCAUGCCAGCACCGCGAUUUUGCUCGAUGGAAUCCGCGCUAUCCGCCGCUUCUCUGGCGGCUGCGGCCAGAUCCGCCUAUGUACAGUGGCCACCAGAUCCGCCAGCUUUUGCCGCACGGGGCUGUGGCUUUGAAUCUCCACCUGUGUGGGCCGUGGGUUCAGGCGCCCUGUAUGCUUGCGAUGUGCUGCUGCCGAUCUGGAUGUUCAGCCCAGUCGCGUAUUGCGGCGGCGGCGGCGGCUGGAAGAAGCUCACUGUGUUGUGCAGAGGCGUGGCCAGUGAUGACUCGCAGGAAAAUGUCAUCGGCUGCAGUGGGAUACUGGUCGCCUGUGCGCUUGCGUCCAGCAGCUGCCGCUGGUGCGCCCGGUACUGCAUCAAAGUGCAGAUAUAGGACACCACCACUAUUAGCGAUGAUACCGCCGAUAUGCUGCUGGUUGCUAUUGCUGCGUACCGUACUCCGGCGAUAAAAUCCGCCAUGUUUUCUGUUAGCUCGUAAGGUGCAAGGGGAAGAGUAGGAGGAAAGGGAGGAAUUAUAUGGAUUCUGAUAGGCUACCAAGGGGGAUGCGUAGUGUUUUUCCCGCAUCCCUCCGUAACCAGAUAACCCUAUCUCUAGCAACACCGAGGGAAGAUACAAAAACUAUAGACAACAUUCUUGUUCUGUUUCGUUUGCGCAUAGA